CCACGCGCCGUGUACCCCCACCGGUCCACUAGAGGCUGUCCCCCUCGUUCUCCGUCGCCGAGCUCGAGAGGACAGCGUUUCGAAGCCGUGGAGUCUGGAGACGAAUCUCCUACCACCCAGCACCCCGUGCUCCCAGCCAAGCAUCCGUGCUCCCGCAACCUUCCUCCCCUUCCCCAUCUCGCCCGCGGCCGCCGCGACUCAUCUCCACCGAAUAUUCAGCUCGGCUGCCCACCGCGCCAAGCCGCUAUAAAACCAAACCAAACCACCCGCGCGCCAUGUUACCCGUUUCCGUUAGAGGUUAGACCCCCCAUGAGAUACUUCGGACUCCCCGUGGCGCCCGAGUCGUGCGGCUACUGAUACUGAUAGAAAGUCAAAUCCGCGCAUAAAUUUUUAUGGGCGGAUCACCCGACGCUGCAGCCCAGGACGCGAGCGACGACGCCCGGGUCGUGGUGGUGGUUGCGGGAUCCCCCGUCGAGUCCACCUCCGAUCCUGUUCCUCCUCCGGCUGCGGCAUCAGCGGCGGCGAUUCCGGCGGCGGAGGGAAAGCGGGAGUCACCGGCGGCGGCGGCGGAGGCUAAGCAGGAGGCGGCGGCGGAGGCUGAAGCGGCGCUGGUGGAGUCAAAGCAGGCGGCGGCGACGGCAGCAGGGGUGCAAGCCAUGGCGGUCACCGUUGUGCGGGACGUCGAGACGGGCCCUGACGCGAGCACCAGCGACCGGGGCGGUGGCGGAGGAGCUGGGGAGAAGCCAUCCUGGUUCACACCUAAGAGAUUACUUGUCGUGUUCUGCAUCAUAAACAUGCUAAAUUAUGUUGAUCGAGGAGCAAUAGCAAGUAAUGGUGUCAAUGGUAACCGCAAAAAUUGUUCUAGUGGCACAUGCAUCUCAGGCUCUGGAAUUCAGGGGGACUUCAAUCUUAAUAAUUUUGAAGAUGGUGUGUUGUCCUCAGCAUUUAUGGUUGGGCUGUUGGUGGCUUCACCGAUAUUUGCAUCCCUGGCAAAAAUACACAAUCCUUUUAGGCUUAUUGGUGUCGGAUUGUUAGUGUGGACUAUCGCAACAGCUGGUUGUGGGUGCUCGUUUGAUUUCUGGUCAAUUACUAUAUGCCGCAUGUUAGUUGGUGUUGGUGAAGCUUCGUUUAUAAGUCUUGCAGCACCAUUCAUUGAUGACAAUGCACCAGCAGCUCAGAAAACAGCAUGGCUUGCUAUGUUCUACAUGUGUAUACCAACUGGGAUAGCAUUAGGCUAUGUUUAUGGCGGGCUGGUUGGAAAUAAUCUGCACUGGCGUGCUGCUUUCUGGGGAGAGUCAAUUUUGAUGGUUCCUUUUGUUAUUCUAGGCUUUGUUAUAAAGCCACUAGACCUCAAAGGAUUUGCUCACAACACAACAAAAGAGUAUGGCCCGAUGCUUAAUCCAGAGCUUCAAGAUAAGACAAAUAAUAACGGGACAAAGCAUGGUGGCAUUGGGGAUCUUGCAGAAAAGCUUCCGCAAAAGUUUUCCUUCUCCAGUUUUGGCAAGAGAGUGAUGUCUGAAAUUGGUCAUUUUGGCAAAGAUAUGAAAGAACUGCUACAAGAGAAGGUCUAUGUCGUCAAUGUCUUAGGUUACAUCUCCUACAACUUUGUCAUUGGUGCUUAUUCCUACUGGGGCCCAAAGGCGGGCCAAGAUAUCUACAAUAUGGCAAGCGCGGAUUUAAUGUUUGGUGGAAUAACUAUAGUGUGUGGAAUCUUCGGAACUCUAGCAGGAGGUUUCAUCCUUGACAAGAUAGACUCUACAAUAUCUAAUGCUUUCAAGCUUCUUUCCGGCGCAACAUUUCUAGGGGCGAUAUUCUGUUUUGGUGCCUUUUGUUUCAAGAGCCUUUAUGGAUUCAUACCCUUCUUUUCAGUUGGGGAGCUUUUGGUUUUUGCAACUCAGGCACCAGUAAAUUAUGUAUGCCUUCAUUGUGUGAAGCCAAGCCUGCGGCCAUUAUCAAUGGCCAUGUCCACUGUUGCAAUUCAUAUAUUUGGUGAUGUGCCUUCUUCACCUCUUGUUGGGCUUCUUCAGGAUAAAAUCAAUAACUGGAGGGCGACAGCUCUUACAUUGACAUCCAUCCUAUUCAUUGCAGCUGUAUUUUGGUUUAUUGGGAUAUUUGUCCGUAGCGUUGAUCGUUUCAACGAACAGAGCGAGCAUGGCCUUAUUGCCUCCGAGAGAUCAAACCUCAGGCCACUGCUUGACGGAAACGACGAGGCACGGGCAUCUGAAUAAUCCGUGCAAGUCGUCAUGUACGAUUUUUUCCUUCUUGCGGGGUAAUCUUAGCUGGAUUAUCUCCCUUGCGCCAUCAAGACGUGAAAUGUAAAUUUGCAUGUGGCGUUGGCUGUAUCUGUACAUAUAGGUCUUUUGCUUUGCGAGCUUUUUGACUUCUGUGUACAGAUUACAAAAGCAGGAAAAAGAAUGUCAGAAUUUCUUUUACGAAUGUAAAACAUUUCACAUG
Phragmites australis (common reed) is the source of this 2454-nucleotide messenger RNA. RefSeq names its product probable sphingolipid transporter spinster homolog 2. Gene Ontology annotation, molecular function: transmembrane transporter activity. Gene Ontology annotation, cellular component: membrane. NCBI's taxonomy places the organism in Eukaryota, Viridiplantae, Streptophyta, Magnoliopsida, Poales, Poaceae. The coding region runs from base 393 to 2228 and encodes 611 amino acids. Gene Ontology annotation, biological process: transmembrane transport. The transcript has 16 exons. The record is from RefSeq and is a predicted model, not a curated record.